This is a messenger RNA of Pectinophora gossypiella (pink bollworm), 3786 nucleotides long. RefSeq lists its product as uncharacterized. The transcript has 11 exons. The record is from RefSeq and is a predicted model, not a curated record. Bases 98 to 2590 code for a protein of 830 amino acids. NCBI's taxonomy places the organism in Eukaryota, Metazoa, Arthropoda, Insecta, Lepidoptera, Gelechiidae.
CGAACCGCGCGUCGCGCCAUGAGCGCGCAUAAAAUCUCGCGAGUGUCGUGUCGCUAAAAUAUUAAAAGAGUGUACCACAAUCGACUAUUCCUCGAAAAUGGAUGUGAAGUUACUUGUAUGCGUUCUCUUCCUGUCAGGUUCAUCAUGGGCGACGUGUCCGUUCCCGGGUGCUCCGGCGCACUCGCGCGUGACGUUCUCGGACGAGAGCCUGGCGGAGGCGACGGAGGCGACGUACGAGUGCGAGCGAGGGUUUGAGCUGCUCGGGCCGCGCAGGCGCGUAUGCGGCGCCACCGGCCGCUGGUAUCCUGACGGCAUACCUUUUUGUGUGGUGAACGUGGCGGCGGGCAAGGCGCCCAUGCAAGUGUCCACCGAAGACGGCGGCGUCCCGCAGCGAGCCCUGGACGGCAGCACGGCGGCAGCUUUCUCCGACACGUGCACGCUGACGCGGGCGGAGCGCGUGCCCUGGUGGUACGUCAACCUGCUGGAGCCCUACAUGGUGCAACUGGUGCGCCUCGACUUCGGGAAACCCUGCUGUGGCGCGAACAAGCCGGCAGUGAUCGUGGUGCGCGUGGGCAACAACCGGCCGGACCUUGGCACCAACCCCAUCUGCAACCGGUUUACGGGCUUCCUGGACGAGGGGCAGCCGCUGUUCCUGCCGUGCAACCCACCCAUGCCCGGCGCCUUCGUGUCCGUGCACCUGGAGGCGGCCCAGCCCAGCCAGCUGUCCAUAUGUGAAGCGUUCGUGUACACGGACCAGGCGCUGCCCAUCGAGCGCUGCCCGCAGUUCCGCGACCAGCCGCCCGGCAGCACAGCCACCUACAACGGGAAAUGCUACAUCUUCUACGACCGGCAGCCGGCGACGUUCCGCGACGCGCUGGCCGCGUGCCAGGCGCGCGGCGGCACGCUCAUCGACGAGAGCAACCCCGCGCUGCAGGGCUUCAUCAGCUGGGAGCUCUGGAGGCGACACCGGAGCGAUAGCAGCAGUCAGUACUGGAUGGGGGCCGUGAGGGACCCGCAGGACCCCGCCAACUGGAAGUGGGUGAACGGCGAUGACGUCAUGGUGUCGUUCUGGAACGCGCCCGGCGGCUCGGACGACUGCGUGCGCUUCGACGGCAGCAAGGGCUGGCUCUGGGCGGACACCGACUGCAAGGCGCGCCUCAACUACAUCUGUCAACACCAGCCGAAGGCGUGCGGUCGUCCGGAGCAGCCGCCCAACUCCACCAUGGUGGCGGAGAGCUUCGAAGUGGGGGCCUCGGUGGAGUACUCCUGCGACGAGGGCCACCUGCUGGUGGGGCCCACUGUGCGCACCUGUCUCGACACCGGCUUCUACGACGAGUUCCCGCCUGUCUGCAAACGCAUAGUAUGCGGGUACCCGGCAGACAUAGCGCACGGUAGCUACAAGCUGCUGAACGGGUCAGUGUCGUACCUGUCGCAUGUGCAGUACUCCUGCGCAGACGGGUACGAGAUGACGGGCCGCGCGCGGCUCGUCUGCGACAUCGACGAGCGCUGGAACGGCCCGCCCCCGCGCUGCGACGUGGUGCAAUGCGAGCCGCCGGCGCAGAUUGCGAACGGGCGUGUGACUCUGUCGCACAACGCGUCUGUGUUCGGCGCAGUGGCCGAGUACGCAUGCGCGCGGGGAUUCAAUAUGGCGGGCGCGCGCCGCAUCGCCUGCAUGGCUUCCGGCCUGUGGGACAAGCCGCCGCCGCGAUGCGAACAAGAGGAGCGCCCGACAACCACGACGACGACGACGACCACCCCUCCACCGACGACGGUCCCCACGACGCCAGCGCCCACCACGCCGCGCUUCAUCCCCACCAGACCUCGACCAACGCCGCGGCCUGUUUCCCCCACACCAUUCGUGCCAGAGCCACCCCGGCGCCCACGCCCGAAGACUACGACCGAGCGGCCGACGACCAGGGCGUACUCGCCGACCACGCGGGCCUAUGAGCGACCGCCGGAGAGGAAGGUCACCGUGGGCGACGCGCAGGAGUCCCCCACGAGCCACGUGCCCCACAUCAUCGUCGCCAACCAUCCGAGAGAGAACCAGAUAAUCGGUAGCGGUAACAACAUCCGCGCGGAGCAGACGCCGCGCGUGAACGUGCCCGUGCCGGUGGACGGCGAGCGGCGCACGGAGACGGGCCCGCGGCUCAACAUCGGCGCGGUGGUGGCGCUCGGGGCCUUCGGGGCGCUCGUGUUUCUCGUCGCCAUCAUCACCACCAUCGUAAUCCUCGUCAGGAGCAGGAAACACCACGACGGCAAGCGGUACCGGCACCACGUGUCGCCUGACUGCAACACGGUGGCCUCGCUGGACUCCUCGUCGUCGGAGUCACGCAGCGGCCUCAACCGGUACUACCGGCAGGCGUGGGAGGAGCUGCACGAGGCGGCGGGCGGCGGCGGCGGCAAGGCGCGGCGCCACGACCGCGAGGCACCCAAGGAUGGCUCCGAGCUGGUCGUCUCUGACGUGUACCCCGCCCCGCACCCGCGCGACAAGCGCCGCCACCACCACCACCACCACCACCGCGACCGCAACCCCAUGCCGGUGCACUCGCCACAUCGACCCCACCAUAAUCAUAAUAAGCCUAGGUAUUAAUUGACACGGACGACUCAUUUCUCUAACAUUCUCAAGGAUAUUUACGACUCUCACACACGCUCUUCUAUUAAUCGAAUCGACUUUUUUUAAAGUAACGACAUUGUAUCAUGCACUAAGUCGGGCAACGAACUGAAUUGAAAAGUAUCCUUACAUUUUGUGUAGGUACUACACACAGUGGUGCAUUGCCCAUUUCUCUUAUCCACACAAUUUUGUCCUCUAUCUCCGUUCAUAGAAUUCAAUAAUUGUUCUUAAAUUAUUCUUGCGAUAAGUAACUGUCUUUGAAAUCCAUGUCGUCGUUGGUCUAUGUAUGUAUUGUUAAGUGAAAUUAACUAAGCUUCGCUCCCGGGUUUGCCCGUAGCAAACAGCAUGCGUGGACGGAGUUGAGUGUAUACCAAAUAAUGCGUAAGCUUCUUUGUUAUUUAUUCGUUAACUGCGAGCUGGUUCCGAUGUGUCAGCGCAGCGCUCUCAACUGUUCAUGAAACAUGAUGGCUGCUUCUGUAUCGUUGAUCGUUGAAGGCCAAUUACUCUUUUGCUUCAUAACUAUGAUUACCUUGAUCUUUUCUUAAAAUUACAUUUUAUUUACAUCAUUUUACAUGAAUUUCCGUUGUUUAGUAUCUUAGUAUAUAAGCAGUUAUCAGUUGUAUUGUACAUAAUAAAUAAUGUUAGUUUAAUUCGCAUAAGAUUAGAUUGAAGUUAAUCAUUGUUCCCUGCUCUAACUUUCUUGUCUGAAAUAACGUUCUCUUGUUGUUAAUUUGUAUAAUAGUUGCACUUCUGUUUGAAUUGUUUGUGAAAAAUAUUGUUUAGUAUAAAGAUAGCGUCGGCGCAAAUACAGAGAUCCGAUGAUAGCACUGGUGUCGUGCGCGCGCCGCCAGCCGCACCUGCAUCUCUUGUAGACUUGUAACAAUCUGUAGACAUUCCACAUUAUGGUACAAAGUAAUGAUAAAAAUAUGCUCAAAGAUCGAUUUUUUUUUUGAUAAUAUUUUGACAUAGUGUAAGACGAGACAGAAUAAAGUGUAAUUCAGACGAAUCUACGAAUAUGUGCCAUUACACAGGCAAACAUCAAGUAUAGGAUAUUACAGUUACGAUUGUGUUAUAAUUUAUUGUAUUAUUGAUGUUUAGUUAAGGUUUAUUAUAUUCUGAGGUGUGCAGGUGGUUGUCCCACGGCAGCCGAGACGCGGUCACCUGUUCAUCUCAGG